AUGUCAGUGGCGGAGAAGAAAGCAAUAAGCGCCAAAGCCGAGUCUAGGAAAUGCGCUGGACGUCUCUGGAGGCUCUUUCCUCACCUGCUGCUGUGUCUGUCUCUGGUCGCCUACGCUGCGCUGGGUGCGCUCGUCUUCCAGUACAUAGAAGGACGCGGCGAGUCCAGCAACCUGACGGAGUACCAUGGGUUCCUGGGGGAGAUUAUCAGCACCGUGCAGGAUCUCACCGGCAACAACUCUUUGACUAAUCAAACCAUACUGAGGAAAGUAGAUGAUAAGAUGAGAAACGAAUUCAAGUCCAUAUGGCUCCAGAGACCUGACAGGUGGGACUUCUUUGGCUCCCUGUUCUUCUGCUGCACUGUAUUCACCACGGUUGGGUAUGGGGAGAUCUAUCCAGUUACCCAGUCUGGUAAGGUGGUAUGCAUUUUGUAUGCCAUGGUGGGCAUCCCUCUUAUGCUCCUGGUCAUCCUGGAUGUAGGAGACUUCCUUGCCAUGCUUAUGUCCAGAGCCUACGUACGCAUUCACAGCCUCUGCAAAACGCUCUUCUCCCACACCUGGUCGCCGCUGAAGGCUCGUAGGAGGGCAGCGGAGUCCAAGCACUGUGCCCUGACUGAUGGAACCUUCGUUUUUAGCCACGACGUUGUUAUCCGUGAACCCCUUGACAUCCGGCAGGUGCUGCGCAGCCAGGAAGACGUGCGGCAGAAGUCAAUCCAUCUCCAAAACAACAAGGAGAUCUUCGAGAAGAUUCUUGCCAGGGAUAAUUUACUCAGAAAGGACCCGAUGCUCAGGACUCUCUCCUGUCCAGAGCUGAACCGGCUGCCACCCCCACCCAAGGGAUAUGUCAUAUGGGACUUCUCAGGGUUAGGGGAUGGGAUGGAAAUGCUGGAUGUUCCCUUUGUGUUGAUUCUUUUAGUUGUGUUUGCCUACAUUUCAUUUGUAGGUUUUAUCCUUCCGUAUUGGGAAACUGAAAUCACGGGCUUUGACCCCUACUACUUCUGCUUUAUCACACUCACAACCAUAGGUUUUGGCGACAUUGUACCCAAACACCCCAAGUACUUUAUGUUUACCUCACUCUUCAUCAUUGCCGGCAUGGCCAUCAUGUCCAUGGCGUUUAAACUGGGCCAAACACGAAUUGUAAGCUGCUACCGCCAGUGCAUAAAGUUCAUCAGCAGGGGAAAUGGGGGGACUUUCAGGGACAAAGAGAUUCACUAA
Messenger RNA from Limanda limanda (common dab), 1212 nucleotides. It is a transcript of the gene kcnk18, whose product is annotated as potassium channel, subfamily K, member 18. Gene Ontology annotation, biological process: stabilization of membrane potential; potassium ion transmembrane transport. The record is from RefSeq and is a predicted model, not a curated record. Gene Ontology annotation, cellular component: membrane. NCBI's taxonomy places the organism in Eukaryota, Metazoa, Chordata, Actinopteri, Pleuronectiformes, Pleuronectidae. Bases 1 to 1212 code for a protein of 403 amino acids. Gene Ontology annotation, molecular function: potassium ion leak channel activity. The transcript is spliced from 3 exons.